This is a messenger RNA of Linum tenue, 2513 nucleotides long. The record is from the annotation of a GenBank genome assembly. NCBI's taxonomy places the organism in Eukaryota, Viridiplantae, Streptophyta, Magnoliopsida, Malpighiales, Linaceae.
UCAAAAGUGUUUGGCUGGUUGGCUGCUGAGUGAAAAUCUCAAGUGUGAAAUUACUAAAGAAAAGGAAUUUUCUUGGUUUGCAGGCUAAUUUUGGCAGAGAGACCCUUCUCCAGUUCUCCACCAUCCAAUCGCCUCUGCGCAAAAAGAAGAAAGAAAGAAAAUUUUUCUCAUAUAGAAUCUCCACUUCUUGCUGCGCAACGAACUCUCAAGUCCCCAACAGAAACAGAACAAGAAAAAAAAAAAAAAGAGUCUGUUCUUCCUCCGUCUUUCCCCUCUGCUCUUUCUUUCUGUUUUUGGUUUUGGGGCUAACUUCUAUUUUGUUGGUUUUCCUGAAAUGAAAGCUUCACACUUUCCCUCGCUCUGAAACGAACCCACAUCGCCAUUUCUUUUCCCGCUCCGGUUCUGGGUUCAUCGAUCGCCUCAGUCUUGUCCUUCAUGAUGCGAGGAUCAAGCGGUAUACACACUGAAGGAGAACUGAAGGUAAGUUUUGGCUACCAAUGCAAUGGCAAUGGUUAUGAAACCCAAAAUCCAGAACCUAUCCUCCAAAGGAACAGCAGCUUCUCUUGUCUAUCAGGUGCUGCUUUAAGUGCUAAUACCACAUUGGCCAACACAAACAUGUGCAAUGGUCUCAUAGGUGCAGAGAUUCUCCCCAGUUGGGACUCCCCUACUUCCUUCCGAAGGAUCCCCUCGUCUUCAUCCACUUCCAAGCUCGACAUACUGUCAUCUUCUCUCCAAAGCACUGGGUCAUACUUGAGCUGCAGCCCAUCUUCUCCAAGCCAACUUGACUAUGAAUCCUUGAGUUCACCUUCGAAAUGUGAAGGAUUUCUGAACACCAUGGAAGUUCAAGUGGCUGGUGGAGCUGCUGGUGAAGACAGAGUUCAAGCUGUUUGUUCUGAAGAAAAUGGGUGGCUCUUCUGUGCUAUCUAUGAUGGAUUCAACGGAAGGGAUGCUGCUGAUUUUCUGGCCGGUACAUUGUAUGAAACUAUCAUAUUUCAUACUAACUGGCUGGACUGGGAUUCGAAUCAAGAUGUUGUCAAGGCUCCAAAUGUAUGCCCUAAUGCUUUCCUUCAGUGUGGCAUUGAAGAGGGGAAUGAUACUUCUCAUGGGACUCAGGAUAACCAUGAUUCGGGAGAUUCCUUCAGGCACAAGGUACUCGAUAGCUUACAACGUGCGGUUGCCAAGGCUGAGAAUGAUUUCCUGUACAUGGUAGAGCAUGAAAUGGAGGAUAGACCAGAUCUCGUCUCGGUGGGUUCUUGUGUGCUGGUUGUUCUUCUUCAUGGGAAGGAUUUGUAUACCUUGAACUUGGGUGAUAGCAGAGCUGUGUUGGCCACAUAUGAUGAAGGCCAUAAUAAGAGACUAAAGGCGAUCCAGCUGAGUGAUUCCCACACUGUGGAUAAUGACCUCGAGAGAGCUCGGGUUCUUAGUGAGCAUCCUGAUGACCCUGCAACUAUUGUUGGAGGCAAAGUAAAGGGCAAACUGAAGGUCACUCGAGCUUUUGGAGUUGGUUACUUGAAAACGAAGAAGCUGAAUGAUGCUCUGAUGGGUAUCCUCCGUGUCAGAAACCUAGUAAGCCCGCCGUAUGUCUCCACUGAACCAUCUUUGAAUGUGCACAGAAUAUCAAAAUCGGAUCACUUUGUGAUAGUAGCAAGCGAUGGCCUUUUCGAUUUCUUCACCAAUGAGGAGGCCGUGGAGCUUGUCCAUUCCUUUAUGGUGAGCAACCCUUCUGGUGAUCCUGCAAAGUUUGUGUUAGAACAGCUAGUCAAGAGAGCUGCUGCAUGUGCAGGAUUUAGCAUGGAGGAACUGAUGAACAUCCCAGCUGGUAGGAGGAGGAAAUACCAUGAUGAUGUCACUGUGAUUGUGGUCAUCCUUGGAACAAACCAGAGAACCUUGAAGGCCUCAACAUUUGUAUGAGAGGCUUCUGUUGUUCCUUUAUGAUAUCCUGUACAUGUUUUAAGGUUUUGACAAUCAAAAGCCUCCCAAGAUUAGUCUUCUGUAAAUAAGUAGGGGAACCUUUCUUGCAGGGUUUUUUAUUUAUUUUUUCUUUCUCUAUGAAUGUUUCUUUGGAAUAAGAGACCCAGGAAAACCCAUUUUUGAUCUUUUUGGAUGGGAAGUUCUACAGAAUUCCCACCUAGAAGGCUAUUGCUUUAGGGUUGCUUUUUUGGCCUUUCGGUUUGGUUGAUCUUUUAUUUGACUGGUUUUCCAUUAGCUCUAAGCAGCAUCAUGAAUAGCCGCUUUUUACUCAUUAUUGAGAAUCUUUGCCCCUAUCAUCCAUGGCCAGCCAUUGUGGAAACCUAAAACUAUCUGCAACCCUUGUUUGAAAUAGGACAUUGCCAGAAAGUAUGUUUAUUGUGUUCUCUUUUUCUAGGAGCCAUUGUCAAUGGGUUCAUUCUGGCUUUAGAUUCUUUUUCCUUUUUGGUAGAAAGACAGGAUGCCUAAUUCAUUGAUCACAAUUUGCAGAGGGGCAGAUGAUAGCUCCUUUUAGCUAGACAAUCUGCUUAAGUUUUCCCUCUUAC